UUUACACAACAAAAACUAAUUAAGGUAGUGCGUGAGCUACACUCUCGUGUGACUAAUUCCGUCCAUUUCAUCAUUCAUUACACCAUUAUAUCAUCAUAACAUAAAAAUUUCCUAAUCAUCAUAACAUACACAUCCCUUUCUAUUUUUUCUUCGUCAUUAUUACACACACACUCGCCGGCGGCGAUGAAGCUGUCGGAAAACGAAGCCGACGUGGUGGAAGCCUCUAACCUCCAGCUCAUCCAAUCACUAGUAACCUCAAUCCCAAACACUCUUUCUUUCAAAGGUAAAUGGUCUUUAAUCCAAACCAAACUUUCCGAUCUCAAAUCCCAUCUUUCCGACCUCAUUCCCGACACCCCACUUUCCGUCGACAUUCUCCGGUCACUUUCCCACACACUCUCACAAGCCCUUUCUCUAUCUCUCAUUUGUCAUUCCCUUAAUCCCCCUUCAGGCAAACUCAAAACCCAAAACGACGUCGAUUCAAUCUCAGCUAAACUCGAUACCCAUAUCAAAGACCUAGAAAUUUUAAUUAAAAAUAGUGGAGACAAUAAUAUUGUCACCCAAAACGACGUCGUUUCAAAAAGGGAGUCAUUAAGAAUGGAAUCAAGAAACUUAAUAACCCGGUUACAGAUCGGUUCAACCCAAUCGAAAAACACGGCGCUAGACGAACUUUUAAGGUUGUUACAACAAGAUGACAAGCAUGUAUUAAUAGCCGUGGCACAGGGUGUGGUCCCGGUGCUUGUUCGCUUAUUGGAUUGUACAUCUACUCCGGAAAUGAAGGAGAAAACGGUUACAGCUCUUGCUAAGGUGUCAACCGUUGACUCAAGUAAACACGUGUUAAUUGCUGAGGGUUUAAUGCUGUUGAAUCAUUUGAUGCGCGUUUUGGAAUCCGGAAGCGGGUUCGCGAAAGAAAAAGCGUGCGUGGUUUUGAAAUGUUUGUCUAGUAUUAAGGAUAACGCGCGGGCGAUUGGGUCCCGCGGAGGAAUCGCGGUUUUAUUGGAGAUUUGUGAAUGUGGGACGCCGUAUUCGCAGGCUAUCGCGGUAGGCGUCUUGGUGAAUCUGUCUGGAUUUUCAGAUACUUAUGAGAAUUUUAUGGAAGAAGACGCGGUUUCCGUGAUUUUAGGGGUGGCCAGCUCUGGUACGGUUUUAGCACAAGAAUAUUCGUUUUCUUGUUUGAGUAAUUUGAUUAAAGAUGAUGAUAAUUUGAAACUGUUGGUUUAUAAGAAAGGCGUGUUUGAUAGUUUGAAAACAUUUUGGGAUUCUGCUCCUGGUGUUAGUAACUUGGAAGUUGCGGUCGAGUUUUUGAAAAUAUUAGCGUAUGAUGAGCGUUUGGUUGAAUGUAUUGUGUCAGCGGAUUUUGUGCCAAGGAUUGUUAGUGUGUUAAGUUGUGGUGUGUUAGGAGUGAGGGUUCAGGCUGCAAAAGCGGUUUUUAGAUUAGGAGUUAACGCGAAAGCGAGGAAAGAAUUGGGCGAAUUCGGGUGUAUACCGCCUUUGAUUGCUAUGUUAGAUGGUAAAGCAGUUGAAGAGAAGCUGGCAGCUGCGAAAGCGUUGUCGGUUAUCUUGAUUUGUUCUGGAAACACAAGGAUUUUUAAGAAGGAACAGAGAGGGAUAGUGAGUGUGGUUCAGCUUUUGGACCCUUCCAUACCAAAUCUUGAUAACAAGUACCCUGUUGCGAUUCUGAUGUGUUUAAUCCAUUCAAAGAAAUGCCGUAAACAGAUGGUGAAUUCGGGUGCUUUGUUGUAUUUACAAAAGCUUGUAGAAAUGGAGGUCGACGGUGCAAAGAAGUUGCACGAGACUAUCGGUCGUGGGAAGCUAUUUGGCGUUUUCGCAAGGCCGUAAAGAUCAUAUAAUCCUGCUCAAAAUCUGUAUCUAGUUAUGGUAAAUUACGGCUACACUGCUUGUGUAUCUUGGUUGUUUUUAUCGUUUUCGUUUUUUAGUUUCUUUACCAUUGUUUAUAUCUUUCAUGUUAGUAAAAUCUUAGUUGAGAAGUCAAUUGAUUCUAAAUUAGUCUAGUGUCUACUGAGAUAUGUAUCAAUACUUAAAUCCCUAAAACCUUUGUUUGGUGACCUAACUUGGAUUAAAGUUGUAAUAUCUUCAACCUAAACUCAAUAAUUCAAUACAUAUAUUUGUAAUGCAAUUGACUUUCUCUUUGUUUUAUCUAUCUUUUAUUUGUAGUA
Molecule: messenger RNA, 2174 nt
Organism: Erigeron canadensis
Lineage: Eukaryota; Viridiplantae; Streptophyta; Magnoliopsida; Asterales; Asteraceae
Exons: 1
Coding region: 184-1836 (550 amino acids)
Molecular function (GO): protein binding
Source: RefSeq, a predicted model, not a curated record